Molecule: messenger RNA, 2323 nt
Organism: Brassica oleracea var. oleracea
Lineage: Eukaryota; Viridiplantae; Streptophyta; Magnoliopsida; Brassicales; Brassicaceae
Exons: 2
Coding region: 744-1676 (310 amino acids)
Source: RefSeq, a predicted model, not a curated record
AGAGACUGAUCUAAACUAAAUGCAAGUAUCAAAAAAAAGUUAAUCUAAUUUAAGCUUAUUUAGAACAAUGAAACAAACAUUGUCUAAUUGAGAGGAAUAAUGCAAUCCAAUAGCAAUAAUCUUGGUUUAUAAAAUCUUGAAACGUAUCUAAAAAUUCUCUCUCUUUGGGCGACGGCGAUGGCGAAAGACUAGGGUUACGAUGUUUCGACAAGGAUGGGAUCCUGGGGAGCAAAUGGUCUCAGGGGAUAAAGGAAGAGUAGAUCUUCAUUAUGAUGAUGGAAUCGGAUCCGAAAUUGGCCAACGGAAGCAAAAGGAAGGUUUUUCAAUCAAAAAUCUUUUGGAUCUCCGAAGAAAGUUCAGGAAAUUUGGAAAGUUAGGUGGUCAAGGCAAAUAGAAUCGGAGAAAUCUUUGGUUUUAUUCCGGAUUGGAGAGUUUUCUUCAAUCUUCUUUCAAUCACUCGAUCUUGAUGGGACAAUUUAUUGAGAACUCGAGGAGUGUGGAAGGAAACAAUAAAAGGUUGAAGAUCUCGGUGCCUCAUUUUGACAACUCAGGCAUUGAUUCAAGGGUACGCAAAGACUUUGGUGGGCCGAUGUAUGAAUCCUGAUGAGCAAGACGUGAAGGCUUUGGUGGUUACUUUGCCGAAAAUUUGGAAAUUGGAAACCCGGGUCACGGGGACAGAUCUGGGUUUGGGAAGGUUUUAGUUUGACUUUGAGAAAGAUGAAGACAUUGAGGCCGUUCUGAGGAUGCAGCCUUUUCAUUUUGACUACUGGAUGCUCUCACUGGUCCGUUGGCAACCGAGGAAGGAGCGUAACUACCCUUCGGAGAUUACAUUUUGGGUUAAAGUCCUAGGUGAUCCUCUCGAAUUUUGGGCUGCUCAAACGUUCGAGAGCAUUGGUGAGGCUCUCGGGGAGUGGCGGGAAGUGGAUAUGGAUCAUGGGAGGAUCAAAGUGAAGCUUGAUGGCUACAAGGAGUUACGGUUUGAGAUCACUGUUGAUUUCAAGGGUGGAGAGUUUCAUGAUGGGGAAGAGGCUUUGAUUUCACUCAGGUAUGAGAAGCUGUUUGGCUACUGCCACAUCUGCUUUAGUCUUUGCCACAAGACGGAGUUGUGCCCGUUGAAUCCAAAGAGUUUGGAAAGAAAGAAAGAGAACAGAGAUGCGAUCUCGGGUAAACAGGAUGAUAGAGCAAGGAGCUAUAAGGGAGUGGUGAUAAAUGGCAACUCUGGUUAUCAGGAUAAGGAAAAGGAGCACAUAGACUAUGUCGGGAAGGGGAAGGGCAAGAUGUAUGAAGAGCCGGAAUCAAAAUGGGUUAAGGUACCUGAGAGAGAUAAUACAAGAACUUCUAACAAUCGAUAUAGUGGCACAGGGGAUGAAGGAGGCUCUCGCAACAGACAUCUCAACUGGGAAACAAUUAGAAAUCAUCAUCCAGAGGAACGUGGCAGAGCAUCUCGCGGUAUGAGGGGAGACAGAAGCCCGUCACGGAGUGUUCUUAAGGAGGCAAGUGAGGAAGGGGAGAUCAUCAGGAAGGACUUGAAGAGAGGACAUCAGGAGGAGAUCAUGACUGAAACAUUUCCGGCUCUGGUAGGCACUCUAAAGGUAUCUGUCGCUUCUGAGAAUGUGGAGAAAGCUGUAGCGUUAGUUAAUGAUACAGUGGGACAUGGGAAAUCAAAAGCUAGAUGAGGAUGUAAUGGAUUUUGAUGAACAUGGGGUUGACGUAGAGGGACAAGACGAGGUUCUCGGUGAUGCUGGAUGGGUUGAAGAAACUGAGGAAGGGAUCGAGGAAACUGAUACCUUUCCUGAGGAUCUGAAUGCGAUCACAUAGCUCGAAUCUCAGACAGAGGAGAUGGGAGAUAAGGCGCUCGCAGUUGGGGAGGGAUUGGGUGAUGGCACAAAGAAGAAGGGAGUUCGCAAGGCGCUGUUCAAGCAGACAAUCAUGAAUGGUGGGAAUCCUAAGAAGAAGUUUUUUCAGGCAGUCAUUUCAACCCGUAAGCAAGCUCCAGCUAAGGCAGGUACCCGUCAGGGCGGUGGCUCCAAGCACUCAGAGGAUAAGGGUCCCCCAAACCCUGAUCCCAGCUCUUCAAAACCUUAAGAAUUAUGAAUUGUCUACGCUUUGAAGAUCUGUGGUCCGAGUAUGUGGUUGGUCUUCGUGUGUUUCUUUUUUAUCGUUUAAUAAGAUCUUUGAGUAUCUAUUUGUGUUUCUCCUUUGAGUUUUAUUGCCAAUAUGUUGGCUUUUGUUUCAUUGCAAGUUGUUGUCUUAAGGCUAUUUGGAAUAAAACUGGUUUACUUGGUGUUUGCUUCUAUUGUGAAAUGGUUUAUUUGGGUAAGAA